Molecule: messenger RNA, 330 nt
Organism: Rotaria sp. Silwood1
Lineage: Eukaryota; Metazoa; Rotifera; Eurotatoria; Philodinida; Philodinidae
Source: the annotation of a GenBank genome assembly
AUGCCAACUAGUACAACAACAAAUCCAACUAUUGAUGAAUUAGAUAAAUAUUUAAAAAUGUCAAUUGAUGAUCAAUAUAGAGUAUCCAAUUCAUUAAUUUUUUGGCAGCACCAUCAAGACAAACUUCCUUAUUUAGCAAAACUAGCACGACGGCUGUACUCUAUUCCUGCAACGUCAUCAUGUGUGGAGAGACAGUUUCGUGCUAGUGGUCUACUAAUUAAUGAACGAAGAUCAUCAUUAAAUCCUGAUACUGUUCAAAAUGUAUUAUUUGUUCGAUCUAUUCAAAGAACACUUCAGUACAAUCCAAACAUGUUUUCUCUGCAAAAAUGA